This is a messenger RNA of Photinus pyralis (common eastern firefly), 1035 nucleotides long. RefSeq lists its product as uncharacterized. The transcript is spliced from 3 exons. The record is from RefSeq and is a predicted model, not a curated record. The coding region runs from base 202 to 894 and encodes 230 amino acids. Lineage: Eukaryota; Metazoa; Arthropoda; Insecta; Coleoptera; Lampyridae.
AGGAAAACUUUCGAAUACAAUGUCAAAAUAAAAGUUGUACAACAUCAGUCGACAUUUGAAAUUGCUCAGUGUCAGUGUACAUGCCCUGCUGGAACGGGAUGGUCGGCGGCAUGCAAACAUAUUGGUGCAUUCUGCUUUUCGUUGGAAUACUUUUCGAUUUCAGGAAACACACAAGAAUAUGUCUCUUGCACUUCACAACCGAUGGAAUGGAACAAACCAAUUGUCGGCAGGGGUAUUGAUGUAAUGUCAAUCUUUGAAAUAACAGGGCGGCAAAGAAACAGUUAUACUAUUCGUGAAUCUGACCCUUUAGUGAAUAAUUUAAUUAAUAACAAUAUUAGUUGUCCCCUGACAAAUAAACGAAAAGCAAAUUUGGAAGGUUACACAAAUGAUCAUUUCGGAUUAGUACAUAUGGGAAAUGCAGCUACUGAUUAUGGUAACAGUUGUGAAUCCCUUGCUAGACAAGUGUAUCAAUGCCAAUAUGGGCAAGUGCAUUCCACAGGAUUGCUAAUUAAUCCCUCCAUUCCUUGGCUUGGAUUUAGUCCUGAUGGCCUAAAAAUGCACAGCGGAGUUAUUUAUAAACUAAUUGAGAUAAAAUGCCCUGUUCUGGGGAAGACCUCUGGUGUGGAAGGUUUUAUAUCAGAGUUACCAUAUCUCAAAUAUGACAAUCAACAACUUUUCCCAUAUUGCCUUAAUACGAAUCAUAAGUACUAUGGUCAAGUGCAAUUAGCAAUGUUUUUGUUAAACAUUGAAUUGUGUGACUUUGUCAUCUUUAGUUCUUUUGAUAAUAGUAUAUUUGUAAUUGAAGUAGAAAGAGAUGAUGUAUUCCUUCAAGCUCUAAUCACAAAGUUGCAUUACGUUUAUUUCAGGUAUUACUUAAAAAUGUUAUCUAGUUAAUAGAUUUUACCAUUAAUGAUUUUACCGUUGGUAUUGUAAAUUAAGAUUAGAUAUGUACAUUAUAUAUUUUAUAUUACUUAAUGUUAGUGGUGUUACUUUGAAUAUUACAAUAUAGUUUAAGAUGUGAAAUGAGUUACAUUA